GAGCUGAGGCGGCCGUGGCUCCUCACCCUUCCGUCUGCCCUUCUCCCUGCGGUGGCGCCCAGAUCCGGGCUAUGGGCUCCCUGCUGGCCCGGGUGGCGCUGGCUGUGCCCUCUCCCAUCCUGUCUGCCUUGAGCCAGCUCCCAUUGCUUCUGUUCCUGCCUCUGUCACCACCUGGUGGAACUUGGGGGCACCAAGCCCCAGAAGUCUCCACCUCGCUGUGGCACCUGACUGCCCCACUGCCAUCCCCACUGUGCCUGGCUUCGGGGUCCCCCGGUGAAGAACCCCUGCAGACCCUGGGCCCGGAGCCCCGCACCCGCACCCUGCGCAUCUGGAAGCGAGUGGGCGGGGCACGGUUUCCUCCUCCCUCCCUGGGACUUCCUGCCCCGGCCUGGGAAAUUCUUGCCAGUGGUCUGACUGGUUGUCCAGGAAGCUGCUCUCCGGGCUUCCCAGGGUGACCCCGUAUCUCCCUGAGCAGUGUGCCUGUCACGGCCGCCUCCCUCCCUCCAAGCCUGGGAACAGGCACAACCGGUGGGGCCCCUGCCUCCCUCAGCCCAGCAGCAGCCAGGAGGGAUUCGUGGCCCCCCGUGCACACCCACCCCGGCUACGGACCUCAGCUGCUCCUGGGCCUUCUCUUCCUCGGCCUCCCUGUGGCUGCUCGGAUGGAGAGGCUGCUGUGAGAGGAAGGACAGGCGGGCCCAGGGCCACCAUUGUCCAGCUGCACAAGCAGCUGCGCAGUUCAAGGGACUCCUGCAGGCCUGUGGCAGGCAGGCCGCGGCCAGCAUCUGGACUGCCUCUCUGUGACCCCUGGCGGGAGGCUGGGCCCACGGGCACCCACCGCCAAGGGCUGGCAUAUCUUGCUCCAGAACGAGAUCCUCAGGAUCUGGCCAGGGAACGCCUUGCUUUCCACCCGUCUUGAAUGUGCCCUUUACCCUUGACUGAGCCGGGUGGGCUGGGUGCGGCUGUGCUUCACAUCUACUCCCGUGGGCCUGGGGCUUGGGGUGCUGCUGGGGCAGUCUUGUGCCCCCACCCCUCACGUUGUUUGCCCUUUGUCACUUGGUGGGGCCACGUUGGCUUGGCUGGAGCUCACCUGGCUUGCCAGGUCAGGCUUCGCCUCUGUUCCUCCUUCCUAGCAGCCUCCGCUUAGGGUCUCUUAGAUACUAUGGGUCAUUGCACCUGUGGAGCAGAUUCCAUCUCCCCUUCCUGCUGGGGAUGAACUUGUGAGAUGUGUGGGCCACAGCCAGGUGGCCCCGGAGCGGCCCCAAGAUUACUGUGGCGACACCCAGGUCCCAUCCCGACUGUGCCCUUUCCUUUACUGGCUGAGCCUGGCUUGUGCAAGCACCUCUUUGUCGCUCCUGGGUUCACUAUACCCUCACGAGGAGCCACUGGGUCCCCUGUGACCCAGGUGGAGCGGUGCCCUGGAGAGGAAGAUUUGUCGUCUUGGUGGGAGGGGCCUCAGCUCGGCUGCUCAGACUUGGAGGCAAGGCAGGGUGGAAGGCUUGUGUUUGCUGCGCGCUCCUGUGAUGACACAUUCCUCUGGCCCACGGUGCAGCCCAUGGGGAGUCUUGCGUGUGGCCCGGGAGCCUGCUUUCCAAUCUGUAAACACGGGGCGUGUGUCUCAGCAGUUGUGAGUGAGCGAGGGGGUGGCGAGCCGGCCGCACAGGUCCUGCGGCCUUAGGCCGCCUUGUUGCCCAACAGGCGGCUGGGGGCGGGCCGUGGCCACUGAUUAAAGGCCGCCCGGAGCAGCCUGUGUGGAGACAGGUGCCCAGCAGCCCAGGAAGCCGGCCAGCGCCCGCCCCAGCUUUAGGCUCUGCUGUCCCCGUGAGCACAUCAUCAUGUCUGAGGUGCCCCGGGCUGAGACUUUUGUCUUCCUGGAUCUGGAAGCCACUGGACUCCCCAAUAUAGAUCCCGAGGUGGCCGAGAUAUCUCUGUUUGCUGUGCACCGCUCCUCCCUGGAGAACCCAGACCGAGAUGAGUCUGGUGUCCCUGUGCUGCCCCGGGUCCUGGACAAACUCACACUGUGUAUGAGCCCAGAGCGUCCUUUCACUGCCAAGGCCAGCGAGAUCACCGGCUUGAGCAGUGACGGCCUGGCCCGGUGCCGGAAGGCUGGCUUUGACCGCGCCGUGGUGCGGACUCUACAGGCCUUCCUGAGCCGCCAGGAGGGCCCCAUCUGCCUUGUGGCUCACAAUGGCUUCGAUUAUGACUUCCCCCUGCUGUGCACAGAGCUGCGGCGCCUGGGCGCCCACCUGCCCCCGGACACCAUCUGCCUGGAUACGUUGCCUGCGCUUCGGGGCCUGGACCGCGCCCACAGCCAUGGCACCCGGGCCCAGGGCUGUAAGGGUUACAGCCUGGGCAGCCUCUUCCGCCGGUAUUUCCGGGCCGAGCCGAGUGCAGCCCACUCGGCCGAGGGCGACGUACACACCCUGCUCAUGGUCUUCCUGCACCGCGCUGCCGAGCUGCUUGGCUGGGCCGACGAGCAGGCCCGGAGCUGGGCCCACAUCGAGCCCAUGUACGUGCCUCCUGAUGGCCCGAGCCUUGAAGCCUGAAUGCCAGGGGCUCAGUGAUGCCACCACCCAGGGGCAUGAGGCCCACUCCCAGCACCACGGGCAGCGCCAGCUCUGACCAUUCACUUGGGCUCUGAGGCCUGAGCUGGUAGUGGACCGGUGUCCCACUGUCCCUCUCCCCAUCCUCGGAGCCGGCUAGCCCCAGGCCUGCGUGCCUUCCGGGCCUUCUCCCGGCCCGGGCCUGUCUAACCUUGUAGCCCUGGAGCAUCCUCGCGGCCUGAGCCCUGACCUGUGCUACCCCUCACCUGGCCUCAAUAAACGUCUGCGACUACUCACCAGCUGA
Suricata suricatta (meerkat) is the source of this 2844-nucleotide messenger RNA. RefSeq names its product three prime repair exonuclease 2 (gene TREX2). The record is from RefSeq and is a predicted model, not a curated record. The transcript is spliced from 2 exons. Gene Ontology annotation, molecular function: nucleic acid binding; 3'-5'-DNA exonuclease activity. Lineage: Eukaryota; Metazoa; Chordata; Mammalia; Carnivora; Herpestidae. Gene Ontology annotation, cellular component: cytoplasm. Bases 1833 to 2543 code for a protein of 236 amino acids. Gene Ontology annotation, biological process: DNA catabolic process.